AUGAAUCGUGCACUCUCCAAAACUUUCUCAAAACGUUCAUCCACAGCUUUCAAUCUUCUAUCUGGAAUUUCUCUCGCUCAUUCAAGACUCGAUCAGCACCGCCCCGUGAUCAUUGCUCGUCUUCGGCUUGCAAGGAGAUGGAAGCAUACAGAACGACAUGCUACGCUCCUGUCUGACGCGCAGCGCAGCACGAUAUAUGCUUUGUCGACUCCCCCUGGCAAAGCAGGUGUUGCUGUCAUCCGGGUGUCCGGCCCCGAAACCGAGCUGGUUAGGACGCGUCUGCUUCCAAAGUCCGCCACCAAUCCACCUGAGCCCUGGCGGAUGGAACGGUGUCGCAUCCGGCACCCUGAGACCGGGGAGGUCCUCGACGACGGUUUAGCCGUCUUUUUCAAAGGUGAGCAACUAAACAUUCCUGAGAUGAACGAAUCAUUCACCCCCGGAGCAGGCCCGAAGUCUUUCACGACGGAAGAUGUCCUCGAACUGCACAUACAUUCUGGACGGGCUGUCAUUUCUUCUGUACUCGGAGCUCUCUCCGCGCUACCGUUCUGUCGACCUGCGGAGCCCGGAGAAUUCACGCGACGCGCCUUUCGUGGAGGUCGAUUGGAUCUCACGCAGGUUGAAGGUCUAAAGGAUCUUAUUGAUGCCGAGACGGAUGGCCAGCGAAGGAUGGCACUGCGAGCGGCGGAGGGUGCCACACGGGUCCUUUUUGAGGAUAUCCGGCAGGAAAUCAUCGGUUGCCUUGCACACGUUGAAGCGUUGAUUGAUUUCGGAGAGGGCGAAGACAUCGAAGAAGGUGUAUAUGAACAAGCCCGGCAGCGGGCCGCAGUGCUCUUGGAACGUAUUCGGGCAUAUCUAAGAGACAGCCGGCGCGGUGAAAUCCUGCGCACAGGGCUGCAUCUCACCAUAUUCGGGCCGCCGAAUGCAGGCAAAAGCAGUUUACUGAAUUUCUUGGCCCAGCGUGAGGCGGCCAUUGUCACGCCUGUUCCCGGCACGACGCGCGACAUCCUACAACUAGCCAUCGAUAUCGGGGGUAUUCCUGUUAUCGUGUCUGACACGGCUGGGUUACGUCCGACGGACGACUUGGUGGAGCGAAUCGGGAUUGAACGAGCCCAGACUGCGUCGGUUCCAUUCUUGUUCUCGUGCCCUCGUUUGCUGACGUCGGCGAAGAAUUCGGUCAGCAGACAUCUCGCUUCCCUGAUUACGGAAGACACGCUAUUUCUCUAUAACAAAUUGGAUUUGCACCCAGAUGUAUCGGGACUCAAGUUGGGACCCAAGCAGUGGGCCGUCAGUCUGAGAACAGGACGAGGGACGGAAAAUUUCCUUGCUAGCUUUGCUCAAGCUAUACGCGAAAAAUAUAACGUGGAAGACGACAGUCAUGCACCGGUGAUCACACAUGCUCGACAUCGGACUCAUCUGGAGUCGGCGGCGAAUUUCAUUGAUGCCUUCCUGGAGACAUCUGUCAACGAUAUCGUGUUAGGUGCUGAGGAGCUGCGAUAUGCAGCGAAGGCUGUUGGGAAGAUCUCUGGCCAUAUUGAUGUCGAAGAUAUACUCGACGCGCUGUUCAGUGACUUUUGUAUAGGAAAAUAGUACAUUUGUAAAUCUCUAUCGACGAGCCCGUUUUCCUUGCUAGAAGUUCAUUAGUCGCGGAAGCAAUGCAGAGAUACCUUUACUCACUUGCUCAUCCUCCCAAUCCGUACCGCGCCUUUUGGUUUUGGACCAUGGGACCGAGUCGACAUCCAUCGAGGUAUCCUGUUCUGAGCCCUCUAUCCUCCACAUCUUGAUUGCAGAAUCUUCGCCACCGCUCAGCACGACACCACUCUGGAAGCAUGUUUACUGGAUUGACAUAUCUGUCCCGAAAUAAAACUCGCCUGCUCGUCCCACAACAGAGAUCGGACGAUGCCCGUAUGACCAUGCGUCCAGGACUUUUGAAGCGUCCAGGGCGCACCCGGUGAGGCCAGAUCCGGGUUGGUCAACAGAGCGAAGUCGCCCCUAUGUUGUGUUCAGAGCGUUGACAAGAAACGACCAAUCAAACCACGCACUGAUUCGAGCCAACGAAGACCUUGAAAUCCGCAUCUGCCGUCGAAUGGCAUUUGAUCAUGUAGUCAGUCAACCAUUCGUGUUGUGGGUGAUUGUGUAAAGAGGGGCCCCGGAUGUCUUGGUUUUGUAGGAGAUCCAACUGAAAAGAGUGUUGGUACUUGAAAGUGGCAUACUUCCGUGGAAAGCACCUCAUGGGACCAAGUGCUGAAUGUUUCCAUAUCACUAGCACCCCAUAUCUUCGCGCUGCCGGGAGACUGGAUCCAGCCUGCCUGGGACACGCUGGUGUUCCAAGAUCCCACAUAUAUACCGGCUUCGUCUUCGUCCUCCUCGUUAGGAUCUGACGUGCAGAUAAGCCCGUCCGUCGAUGCGCUCAGAAGAACUCCGGGAGAAUCGGGAGAGAAUUGCAGGACAGUCACGUCGUCUGAAUGUGUAGACGAGUGAGUUCGCAGCGGCGCAGCUGGCUGCCGGGGGUCCCUGAAACGCUCGAUCGGUGACUGUGAGAACAUAGAGUGCGGAUCACACACCAGUAUAGUAUAUGCGCGUCUUCGCCCUGCAGUUGUGUCCCGGCAGCCACGGUCAUUCCAUCUUGCGACACAUCACAGCAGAGCAAGCCGCGCGAUUGGCCCAGAUUCGUCACUCUUAGGUAGUCAGAACUUCAAUCACGACAUUGAGCGCGUCCGAUCUUACUUUUGAUGCUGUGUGAACUCGUCCGUUCAUCCCAAACUUUCACACUUCCAUCCAAGCCUGUGGACACAAGGGACGGGCGCGAGAUGUUGGCGACGGUUGGCACACAUUGAAGGGAUGUGGUGCCCACUUCGUGCCCUGGAAAAACAGCGGCACCUUGCAGAGAAGACUUUUCGAAAAGAUGAAUCUGAUUCGAAGGGGCGGAGGCAGAAGCGGCGAAGAAUGACGGUAUGGAUGCUAGGGAGAGGACGUAUGCUUGCGACGGUAAAGAGACAGAGAGAAUUGACGCGGAGCUUUCGGAGAAGCUCGCCGAUAGCGUAAGAGCAGCAGGGACGUCGUUCAUCGCGCACACAAUUUCGCGUCCAGGAGAAUGAUCAAAAGGAAUGGGGCUCGUGACUUCUUACCACCAUCAUCUCCCUCGGGUGAUGACGGACGGUAAAGGAAAUACGAGGCUCCCCACGCCGCAGCGGGCGGUGGGGACUCAGCGCGAGUACCGGCCGAGACUAAAGGCACCUCGAAGUGAGGAUGGGUUGGGAUUACCCGGAAGUGCAGUGUGCACGCCUGAAUGGCUCGCACACCACUCUCUCCCUUGAUCCCUCAUCCCUCCUCCCCGACCAAGCCCUCAUCGACGCUGACACGAACGCCGCACCGUCAACACUACGGCGCCACGUCACGCACUUACGACACAACACGGGAACGGCAAACCAGUGGGGGACUGCGGCCAAAGACGCCAUUGCGGAGGUAUGAGCACCAUGCGGGAUGAUACGCCGCUACCCGGCGACGCUACUGGCGACGUGCCACUCCACACCACGAGACACCUGCCGACCUCGCUUAUACCUCUCCGCUCAACGCGCUCGCCCGAAAUACUCUCUAAGACGACUCUCGACGACAACUUUUGACGACACCUCUCGACGGCAACACUUGCAGAGCUACCACGACAUCUCGAGGCUCACACGUACCGCAACCUCACAUCCGACAAUCUUUGAUCUCUACUGUCGAGCGCCCGACCACCUGGGUCUGGGCCCAGAAGAAGACGCGACGAGGACCGCGCAACCCGAACCCGCCACAUCUACCGACUGUUCUAUUUGGGAGCAGGACGGGAAACGGGGGAGGGAACGCGUUGUCGGAUGAGGUCGAUCCCUCGUCUGAUAGCGCCGCAACAGCGCGACCUAUUUAGGUCGGGGUGCGCUGGCCAGCAGUCCUGGCAUGUCGGGGGAGAUGAAUGCGACGCGUGCCCGAGACACGGUUGGCGCUCCCCCGACAACCCCAAAGGUGAGACUUCACAGCGCCGAUCUUAGCGGGAAACGCGCUGUGUCUCUUUGGCUGGCUACUGAAAAUCUACAACAACCAUCGCAAGCUCAGCGAAACGAGCACCCGGAAGAUUCGACAAACAUACUGGCACAGGCAACGGCAGCUGGAGGGCGGCAGGGCUCCGCCACCGGCCCAGCCAGUCCCAACGAAGGCAACCGCGGAGGAGGGGAACUGGCGAACCAUCGCCCGGAGGUAACCCGGGACGAUGGCCAACCUCCACAAGAGGAAGGACAGAUGUCCCGAGGAACCGAUGAUGGGCCCUGGGACGCAACUCCGACUGCAGCGAGCAGAUCGGGGGGCACAAGUGGAUGUGCUGAUGCGCAGAGUGCGCAGGGAACUGAGCAACAGUUACCCAGCCCAGACAACAGGGACAGUCAUGCGCAGCGAGCGCAGGGAGCUGAGAGACAGCUACCCCCCCGAGAAGAAAGGGAUACAGAAAGCGGAAAUGGCAGAGAGCCAGAUAACGAAAGACACCAAGAUGGCAGAGUGCCAGAUAACAGACGCCCAACACACGCACAGACAUACCCGGGCCCCACUGGCCCACGCGGCAGAAACGGCCGGAAGAACAUGAAAGCUGCCCUGAAAAUAGGUGCACUAAACAUCCGGGGACACGGUCACACCAAUGCCCACCACCCCAAGAACAAAUGGCUGGGGGUGUGGCAGAUAAUGCGAGAAGACAAGGUGGCUGUACUGGUGAUUGGAGAAGCCCAUAUGAAUAAAGAGAGGAAAGAGGAUAUAGACAAUCUGUUCGGCCGUAAAAUGAAGAUCCUACAUACGGAAAGCCCAGAGUCAGCAAAUGCAGCUGGCGUUGCAAUUGUAAUAAACAAAAACCUCGCGCGGACAGAAGGAAUACAAAUGCACGAAAUUGUACCAGGCAGAGCCAUGGUCAUCCUAAUGAAAAACGCGGAUGAAACACCGCUCUCAGUCCUUGGUGUGUACGCACCAAACCAGCCAGCCGAAAAUGCACAAUUUUGGAAGAACAUCCAAGAAUUCUUCACACGACACCCCAGAAUCCGAAAACCAGAUAUAAUGGCAGGCGACAUGAACAUUGUAGAAGCCGCUUUAGACAGACUCCCAGCCCAUGAAGAUAAUGGCCCUGCAGUGGACGCUCUAGACGAGCUUAAAAGUAACCUGAACAUGAUCGAUGGCUGGAGAACCACAUACCCCGAGACCAAGGAAUACACAUUCCGCCAACCCGCUAACCUUGGAGGAUCCCUAUCCCGAAUCGAUCGAAUCUAUGUGCGUGCAAAUGAAUUCGAAAACACGUUUGAAUGGGGCAUUAAGAGAGUGGGCAUCGAGACAGACCACGACCUGGUAUGGACAAAGAAAUCAACCGCAGAUGCACCAACGGUGGGACACGGACGAUGGGCCUGGCCAGCUUACCUGACUAAAGACAAACAACUAUCUGCGUUCAUCCACAAAACCGGAAGAGACACACACGCCAGAAUCAAAGGAAGCGUGGAAGGGACAAACAGCUACAACCCACAAACAGAAUGGGCCUGCUUCAAACAAAAAAUAAACCAGAAAGCGAGAGAACGCGCACGAGCCAUAGCCCCACACAUCAUCCGAGAAAUUGCUGCCCUGGAAGCAAAACUAGAGAGCAUACACAGGGAC
Messenger RNA from Mycena citricolor, 5646 nucleotides. Lineage: Eukaryota; Fungi; Basidiomycota; Agaricomycetes; Agaricales; Mycenaceae. The record is from the annotation of a GenBank genome assembly.